Messenger RNA from Pseudomyrmex gracilis, 1067 nucleotides. RefSeq lists its product as uncharacterized. The transcript has 8 exons. The record is from RefSeq and is a predicted model, not a curated record. Gene Ontology annotation, molecular function: odorant binding; olfactory receptor activity. Gene Ontology annotation, biological process: sensory perception of smell; detection of chemical stimulus involved in sensory perception of smell. Gene Ontology annotation, cellular component: plasma membrane. Bases 1 to 1056 code for a protein of 351 amino acids. NCBI's taxonomy places the organism in Eukaryota, Metazoa, Arthropoda, Insecta, Hymenoptera, Formicidae.
AUGAACGCGGACAUGGAAGAGUACUAUGCCACCAAUAAAUUCUUUUUGUCGCAAAUCGGUGGGUGGCCGUAUCAGAGUCGAGCGCUUAGAGUGCUUCUACCGUGUCUACUAACGGCAGUACAAUAUUCUGUGGUAGCGACUGAGCUGCUUCUGUUACACGACACGUGGGGCGAUGUAGAUAUAGCCGUCGAAGGUAUGAUCACCAUUAUCCCCAUUGUUGGUUCCAACGCGAAGUUAAUUAAUAUUGUCAUAAAUAACGACAAAUUUCGACAUUUGCUGCAACUUAUGAACGAUCACUGGAGACUUUUCAACGGUAAAUCCGAACGUCAUGUUCUGAGACAUUAUGCCGAUAUCGGUCGAAAGGUGACGAAAUAUUAUGCAGCAUAUUGUUACACAAUUCUGCUGCUGUAUCUGUUGAUUCCUUUAAUACCGAGAAUCUUGGACGUCGCAAAACCGUUGAACGAGUCGCGACCGUUGAAAAUGAUUUAUCAGGCCGAAUAUAGAAUCGACAAAGAAAAAUAUUAUUAUCCGAUAUUACUUCACGCCUACCUUUCGAGCAUGAUCACCGUUGGAAUUGUAUUAACCAUCGAUACUACGUACAUAAUUUGUGUGUUACACGCGUGUAGUUUAUUUACAGCCAUCAGACACGUCCAGAUGCUGGACUCCACAUUCACGUACGCGACGUUCGUGCUACUGACACUGAAUGUACUUAUCAUGAGCGUGAUUGGAUUGCAGCUUAUCAACAAAUUGGGACAUACCGAAGAAGUAAUAAGAUACAUUUGCGUAACUGUGGGUGUGAUCACUCAUCUCAUAUGUAUGUGUUUUCCCGGACAGUUGCUGAUAAAUCGAAGCGCAGAAAUAUUCGACAUGGCAUACUGUUCACAGUGGUACACAUUUUCUACCAGAAGCCGAACACUGCUGAAAAUACUGCUUCACAGAAGUUUCUUUCCGUGCACACUCUCGGCUGGAAGAAUGUUCGUCAUGUCGCUGACUAUGUGCAGUUCGGUAAUGCAAACUGCUACGUCGUAUUUUACUACUUUGCUAUCGGUGAAAUAAACGAGGACGAA